AGUCCGCGUCCCCUCAGCAGAGAGCGCCCGCGGGUCACUGACAGUCUGUCGCAGCUCAGCUGGUGCAUAUGUCACAUGACUCCAGCAUGGAUCUUCAGCAGAGACCUGGACACUCGCCCUGAUGGGGAAACGAGAAUCCCGGAGUGCGUGUUUGUGAUAAACGGAGCGCGAGCAUGCCGACGCUGCUGCAGAAGCUCUUCGGCAAGAGAGCCGUCGGUAACGGCAGCGCCCGGGACUGCUCUACGGCGGCGGAGCAGUGUUGGGCAUCUGCUGAGUUUGAUCUAGCUCAGAUCAGGUUGAUAGUGUAUCAAGACUGUGAGAAAAGAGGGCGCCAGGUUCUCUUUGACUCCAAAGCAAUACAUAAACUUGACACAUCCGAGCCGACUGCUGAUGAAACCAAAACUCCCCCCAACCGGAGUGGUGCUUGCCAUAUCGGCAGCCAAGCAGGCGACAAAGACAAGCCUCCUUCAUAUCAGUAUACCAGACCGGCUUCAGAUGUGAACAUGAUUGGAGAAAUGAUGUUUGGCUCAGUUUCCAUGAGUUAUAAGGGUUCAACGCUUAAAAUUCACCACAUUCGGUCUCCACCGCAGCUGAUGGUCAGUAAGGUUUUUUCUACCCGGUUUGGAAGCAGCACCUCUGGAAGUACAAAUACGCUACAAGACAGUUUUGAGUCGAUGAGCCAAACUUUUCCUAGUCGCACCAGCAGCAUAGGAGUUUGCCGCGUGUGUAGCGCUCCUAUGCUCUGCCUGGCUCGGAGCGCAUCUUUCUUUGCAGCCCACAGUAAUCCAGUGGACAUGCCAAGCAGAGGACACAGUGAGGAUGGAGACAGUGGCAUUGCUCGCUCGGCAUCUCUGAGCAGUUUGUUGGCCACUCCCCUACCGUCACCUGGCUCCUCCUUCAGUAGUGGUUUGUCCAGCAGUUACCAACGGCGAUGGCUCCGUAGCCAGGCCACCAGUCUUCAGCAUGGCCCCAUGCCUCGUUGGAACACUGAAGAAAUGUUCAACUUGUCUGAUGAGAGCUGCAACUCUAACCCCGCGAUGAUCCAGAGGAAGAAGAUUGCCAUCAGCAUCAUCAUCAGCCUGCCGGAGAGAGAAGAGGAAAACCACAAUUUUCAGGAGUUUUUCUUCUCACACUUUCCUCUGUUUGAGUCUCACAUGAACAAACUCAAGACUGCCAUCGAGAGGGCAAUGAUUGUGUGCAGAAGGAUAGCAGAGUCCAGUCAACGAGUGCAGGUCUAUCUGUGUCGAGUGAUGGAAGCACUGGGAGAAUUCAGGAUGACAGUGUGGAACCUGUACAUGGCUCCCCGCAUCAGCGAGCCAGUCUGGCUUUCCAUGAUAUCCCAAAGUACCGAGCGAAACCUACUGUGUCAGCGCUUCCUGAAGGAGAUGAGUUUGCUGAUGGAACACGGAGCCAAGAGCCAGUUUCUCGCAGCUCUCCUUACUGCUGUUCUUACGCAUCACUUAGCCUGGGUUUCCACGGUGAUGCCCAGCAGCCUGCCGCCAAUCAAAUCUGCAUGCCAGAAACCUGCCUCCCAGACGGUGGAUCUGUUGGCAAAAUCUCACCCGUACAACCCACUGUGGGCUCAGUUAGGUGAUCUGUAUGGUGCUUUGGGCUCUCCUGUGAGAGUGUGUCGAACGGUGGUUGUGGGACGCAAGAGGGAACUGGUACAGCGAGUCUUGUAUGUUCUGUCCUACUUCAUUCGCUGCUCAGACCUGCAGGAACAUGUGCAACCACAAGGACAGAUGGACAAUCCAGCCAGUCCCUGCACCUCUCAAACCACUGAUCCCACCCCUGAAAAAACAUGUCCCCCUAAACCAGACCCAUUAAAGCCUACUGCUUGCGUUAUUGGAACGAGUGAGAAAGCACUGAACUCUGACUUGGGUAAUGCUAUUCCGGGCACCUCAGUAGAACAAAACCAUGAGAUACUUUUGACUGAUACAAACUCAACCAGUCCAUCCCCCAGCUCGGAAUCGACCGCUGUCAGGCCUGAAUUUACAGAAAUGGGACAGGAAUGUUUUGGAGAAGACAGUGACUCUGUUGGGGGCGGAUUAGAGCACAUUUUGGCCAAUCAGAGUCCUCUUUUGCAUCGGGUACAGUUUCACAUUGGCAGUCCCAGUGAGACAGCGAAUGACGGACAAGCUGGGGGUCUGACUGGGGCAGGGUGUGGACGGGGAUUGGACAGGAAGUUGCAUCAAAGGCUUUUGAGUGACAUACGGAGGAAGGAGAGCUCAGAUAGUGCUCUAGGUGACAGUGAUGAUGAGGAAACAUCGCCGCGAGAACUGUACGGGGCUACAGAACAAAACGAGUACGAGUUACCACUACCAAGUUGUCAGGUAGAGAGUCGAGCCAGUGUUAAUCAUUUCGGGCAUUCUUUGCUGGGUGGGUACUGUCCUCAGUACAUGCCUGACUUUGCCUUGCAUGGCAUCAGUUCUGAUCUCAGGCUCAAACAAUGCCUCAUGGCUGACCUUGAACACACUGUUCUCCAUCCGGCGCUGGAUGAACCAGUGGCCGAGGCUCUGUGCAUUGUGGCGGAUACAGAUCGAUUGAGUGUGCAGGUGGUGACGAGUCAAAGGCGCGUGUGCGAGGGCGGGCGGUUGGGCAGGGACGUGAUGGUGUCCAACCUCGUACACACGCUCAUCACAUCAGUUCUGCAGCUGUUUGCGCUCAACAUCGCCUCCGACUUUUGUGUGAUGCAUCUGGAAGACCGGUUACAGGAGGUGUAUUUUAAGAGUCGAUCCUUAGCAGAAUAUCUGAGAGGACAAACCAGGGUCCAUGUAAAAGAACUGGGGCUGGCACUGGGGAUUGAGUCCAGUGACAUUCCGUUGCUUGCCGCAGUGGCCAGCACACACUCGCCCUACGUGGCCCAGAUCCUUCUUUAAAUAGACCAAGCAAGAUUUAUUUCACUUUAAGGACCAAUCAGAAUGUGUUCCUGUUCUGCAUGGACCAGCAAGGAUCUGAUCACUAUCAGAUGACCACACCAAUCAUGAUGCACUGUGCUCGACAACCAUUCGGAGCCUACACCCAGCCUUAAUAUGCCAAUCAGAAUGCCUCGUUUGUCCAGCUGACAGUCUUUUCUGUGUAUGUAUGUUCGUACGUCUGUGCAUCUAACUGUCUAUAGGCUGAAUCAUGCACCACAUUGGGACACUUGUUAAUGCUCUUCUUGUUUUAUCUCAAGUCUUAUAUGAAAGGCAAGUCUGGAGACCAUAAAUGUUAUCGAUAGAAAACAUCACUAAGAGCAAGAAUUUGAAAAAGCAUCUAUUAAGGAUCUCUGAGCACUGUGUUUGAAUGCACAAUAGUGUAGUUCAUUAAGGAUGAAAGCAUAUCUAUAAAAAGUAUAGCCUCUCUGUGAAGGACAUUAGUUUACAGCAGGAGCCAAAUUUUGUAGCUGGAUGAUCUUGGAAGAAUUAUUUCCUCCAAAAAAUAAAAAUUCUGCCAUAUUUACUCAUGUUGUUCCAAAUUUGCAAGACGGACUUUCUUCUUUUUUUAAAAAAGUAUCUUGGCCACUCUUUUCCAUAUAAUAAAAGUAGAAGACAACAGGGGCUGCUACAAAAUGCCAAAAAAAAAUCUUAAUUAAAAUACAAUUAUUAUAUUCUGUCUUCUUAAGUGAAGACUCGUUUUGAACCCUUUUUUUUUUUUUGACAAUUUUUUCAUUUUUUGUUCCACAGAAAAAACUCCGUAAUAUAAGUUUGAAACACAACAUAAGAGUGAAUAUAAAAUGACAGGAUUUUCUUUUUUGGGUGAAUCGUCCCUUUAAAAUCGUACAUUCCAACCGUUUGGCUCUAGAACACGGCUCUGAAACCAUUUUAAAGGAUACUUUAAAUGAAUGCCUGAAAUUUUAUUCAAGAAAAGCAUCAGUUUUGUCCUCAAAGACGAUGUAAGUCACAACAGCUUUUACUUCCUUUUGUUGGAAUUUGAUUCAAUCAAUCAGUUUUCGUAGUUUUCUAGCCCUGGGUGAUCUUAAAUUUAAUUCAAUCUGCAAUUUAAGUUUUUAUCAUAUUCCAUAAUCUCCAGACAAUGGCUUUUUAGAUAUUAUUUCAAAAUGUGUGUGUACGUUACGAAUGUGUAUGCUUUAAUCUCAGAAAGAUGAGAGAACGUUUACAGAAUGGGGAAGAGGUAGAUUGGGCGUGAUAUUAAACUGUUACUGUUAAUCACUGGUCAGUCCACAGAUUGUGGAUUACAGUAUUAAUCUGGUGCUACUAUUGUGUCAAAGGCUUACUAAAGCACACGCACACUUUUACUUGUGAAUGCUUUGUUUCUUUCUGUGGUUUAUUGCACUGAAAGAUAAGUGUCACAGCAAUAGAACCCCAGGUUUGUGACACUAGAAAUAAAAUAAAUUAGACUUUUUUUUUUUUUUAAAUUGUUCCACUUUAAAGACCUAGAGAAAGAUGAUUAUUUUUGAUAUUUUCAAAGAAUAUUCUACCUCAAGUAAAAGAUCUGAAAGUGGCCUGUUCUGAAUUUUUGGGAUUGAUCAGUCAGUAUUACAUCAAGAAUGCAGUGUGCUGAUACCUUCAUUGAGUAUAUACUUAAAAGCUGCAUUUCGGAUUGAAACAAGCCUGUUUUACAUGUCUCUAGUGUAUUUCUGUACUGAAAGUAAAUGUAAAAUUGCCUUGCUUUUUUAUAAUUUUUUUGUCGAGGUUGAAAUUUGAACACUAAGGUUUUGUCUCUUUUGAGGCUAACAGAUGUAAUCUUGUUUUUCUUUUGGUCUGUUCUGUGCAUGGUUUACAUGUAUGGUUGAAUGCAGUUUGGUAUCUUGUCUGUGACAAUAGGAUGUUGCAAAGAACUGAACUAGUGAUGAAUAAAUUGUCAAGAAUUUGAUAACUG
Messenger RNA from Sinocyclocheilus grahami, 4821 nucleotides. It is a transcript of the gene fnip2, whose product is annotated as folliculin interacting protein 2. Bases 174 to 2879 code for a protein of 901 amino acids. The record is from RefSeq and is a predicted model, not a curated record. Lineage: Eukaryota; Metazoa; Chordata; Actinopteri; Cypriniformes; Cyprinidae. Gene Ontology annotation, cellular component: cytoplasm. The transcript has 18 exons. Gene Ontology annotation, molecular function: ATPase inhibitor activity; protein-folding chaperone binding.